ACUAUUUUUUGGGGCGUUGUUUGUUGAUCAAAAGCUUCGAGCAGUAGUUCUUUUGUGGUUUCCUCCUAGAAAAGCAACAAAAUGGCGCAGUGGAACCAUGGUUUGUGUGGCUGCUUCGAUGACUGCGGUACUUGCCUUGUGACGUACUUUGUACCUUGUUACACGCACGGUAAAAACGCCGAAGCGGUUGGAGAUAGCUGCCUGCUUUGUGGUUUGUCGUUGUUUGUGCCUUUGCUUGAUCUGUUCGCUAUGACCAGUAUUCGCGGUAAAGUUCGUGAGCAGCAUGGAAUUGACGGAUCCUUUGUUGGUGACUUUCUUGUAACCUGCUUCUGUCCUUUGUGUUCACUUGUUCAAGUCGCUCAACAAGUUAAAGGCGCUCCUGGUGGCCACGCCAUUUCCCGCUCCUAGAUGUGGAUUUCGACACCGAUUGCCUCAAAACACCGACACACCUCUGAUUUUUCUUGGGAUUUUUUUCCAAGCUUAGAGACUGUAGACUUAGUAAGACAAUACAAGCACAAGACAAAGCCCGAUAUGAUCAUCAUGGCCUGAUGUUCAUUUGAACGAAGGAGAUGUUGAGCGUCGGUGCGCUUCUCAAGACAGUAAACAUUAAUGUUACCUAUUACAAUGAAAUAUUAACGAUGCUUUCUGAUAAUUCUGGUCGAAUUUUGAUAGUACCACUAAGUAGAUAGUUUGAUUUUUAAUGACUUUUUAACCGAGUACAGCUUGGCGAGGCAAGGUGUGUAAUUAAAUAAUGCAUACUUUUUGUA
Exaiptasia diaphana is the source of this 767-nucleotide messenger RNA. RefSeq names its product cell number regulator 2. The record is from RefSeq and is a predicted model, not a curated record. Bases 82 to 408 code for a protein of 108 amino acids. Lineage: Eukaryota; Metazoa; Cnidaria; Anthozoa; Actiniaria; Aiptasiidae. The transcript has a single exon.